This is a messenger RNA of Anoplophora glabripennis (Asian longhorned beetle), 670 nucleotides long. Its product is annotated as probable E3 ubiquitin-protein ligase sinah. Lineage: Eukaryota; Metazoa; Arthropoda; Insecta; Coleoptera; Cerambycidae. The record is from RefSeq and is a predicted model, not a curated record. Gene Ontology annotation, molecular function: ubiquitin protein ligase activity; zinc ion binding; ubiquitin conjugating enzyme binding. Gene Ontology annotation, cellular component: cytoplasm. Gene Ontology annotation, biological process: proteasome-mediated ubiquitin-dependent protein catabolic process; multicellular organism development. Bases 32 to 559 code for a protein of 175 amino acids. The transcript has 2 exons.
UACAAAAAACCUUGAAGCGUUAACUGCAUAUAUGACACCUAAAGAAAACAAAGAAAUUGAUGAAAAAAUUCUUCAAGAAUUGGAGUGUCCUGUAUGUAACCAACAUAUGACUCCUAUAUUUAUUUGUAAGACGGGACAUAGUAUAUGCAGUGAUUGCAUGAAAAGAGUUUCAUUAUGCCCUAAUUGUUGUGAUUCAUUCUCCAGAACCAGAAAUUUUACUUUAGAAAAACUUACGUCUAGAGUAAAUUAUCCAUGCCGUAACAAAGAUCAGGGUUAUUCAUUUGUGACAACUUCUGACAAAAUCCUUAGUCACCAACAGAACUGCGAACUCUCAGAGCAUCCUUGUGUAUUCAAGUGUGGCUGGCAAGGCCAACGAUUCUCCAUAUAUAAUCACUUAAAACUAAUACAUCCGCAGUCAUUGUGCGGUGUGAACAACUUACAGAUCUGUGAUACUAGAGAUAAGGAAAUGUUCUAUUUUUUAUAUGAAUAUGGCCAGUUGUUCAUAUUUAGCCUUAGACAGGAUGCUCCCAAUAGCCCCAAGAAAUUUAACGUUCAGUAAGUUUGUUCCUCUGACAAUCAGCCAAAAUUUUAUUACCACUUACAGAUAAUUGAUCACUCAUUUAAUGGUUUAAAUUUUAGUUUUACUAAUUUUUGUAAACCCCUAACUGAU